Molecule: messenger RNA, 1335 nt
Organism: Mercurialis annua (annual mercury)
Lineage: Eukaryota; Viridiplantae; Streptophyta; Magnoliopsida; Malpighiales; Euphorbiaceae
Product: probable prolyl 4-hydroxylase 9
Exons: 8
Coding region: 226-1089 (287 amino acids)
Biological process (GO): peptidyl-proline hydroxylation to 4-hydroxy-L-proline
Cellular component (GO): endoplasmic reticulum
Molecular function (GO): iron ion binding; L-ascorbic acid binding; procollagen-proline 4-dioxygenase activity
Source: RefSeq, a predicted model, not a curated record
UGACAUUAAUCAACGUCUUCUAACGUCAAACCAAAGAAAAAACUGUCUCCCGCCAUUAACGCACCAUUUCAUUUCUCUUCUGCACAAACAUUGAAAAUUAAAGCAAUUAAUUAACCUCUUCAAACCCUAAUUUUCCAAAUUCAACUCAAUUACUUCUCACAGUUUUCAUAAUUUUUUCGCAAUUUUUAAAUUUUAGCAAAACUUAAUAGAAUCAAAGAUUAAUAAAUGAAAAUCAAAACGAAGCGGUCAAAGAAAAAAUUAGGGUUACCAGCUGCUUUACUGCUAUGCUGUAUGUUCUUCCUCGCCGGAUUUUACGCUUCUACUUUUCUAUCUCAGGAUGUGCCUGUAAUUAAACCUAGAUUAAGAAUGCUUGAUGUUGUAAAUGAGGAAGAUGAGAGCAAGCAUCAGGAUAUGCCGCACGGCGUUACGGGAGAGGCUUAUGUCGAAUCAAUUCCAUUUCAGGUUUUAAGCUGGAAACCAAGAGCUGUUUAUUUUCCAAACUUUGCAACCCCAGAACAAUGUGAAACUAUAAUUAAAGCGGCAAAAGUGCACCUAAAACCAUCUGCCCUGGCUCUGAGAAAAGGAGAAACUGACGAGAACACUAAGGGGACUAGAACGAGUUCAGGAACUUUUAUUAGUUCAUCGGAAGAAGAAACUGGAACCUUGGCCUUUAUUGAGCAGAAAAUUUCAAGAGCUACAAUGAUCCCUGCAUCCCAUGGAGAGGCAUUCAACAUAUUGCGCUAUGAAAUCGGGCAGAAAUAUGAUUCACAUUAUGAUUCAUUCAAUCCAACAGAAUAUGGUCCACAGAUGAGUCAAAGGGUAGCUUCGUUCUUGUUGUAUUUGUCGGAUGUAGAAAAAGGCGGAGAAACCAUGUUUCCUUUUGAGAAUGGCGCGCAAAUAAGUUCAUUUGAUUAUAGAAAUUGUGUUGGUUUGAAAGUGAAACCUCGGCAAGGUGAUGGGAUUUUGUUUUACUCGCUGCUUCCUAACGGGACAAUCGAUCAGACAUCUCUUCAUGGAAGCUGUCCGGUUAUCGAAGGCCAAAAAUGGGUAGCGACGAAGUGGAUUAGAGAUCAAGUGCAAAUGGAUUAAAGGCUGGAUUAAAUAUUUUUCGAAACCGGAAUCGAAAAGAUUAAAUGUUUGUUGUGUAUAUACUGUACUUGAAGCAAAUACUAUUGUAAAGAGAGAACCCAUUCUUCAUUUUUUGUUAUAGUAACUCCUAUCAAUGCCAUAAAUCACCACGAGAGUUUGACAAGACAGAUCAAAAUUGUGGCUCUAAACUAUGGAACAGCAAAGAGAGCGAAUUUUUCAUUAAUGGUAUGCUUGAUUCAAAAUGAA